Molecule: messenger RNA, 4854 nt
Organism: Hemicordylus capensis (graceful crag lizard)
Lineage: Eukaryota; Metazoa; Chordata; Lepidosauria; Squamata; Cordylidae
Gene: CACNA2D3
Product: calcium voltage-gated channel auxiliary subunit alpha2delta 3
Exons: 38
Coding region: 1240-4518 (1092 amino acids)
Cellular component (GO): voltage-gated calcium channel complex
Molecular function (GO): voltage-gated calcium channel activity
Source: RefSeq, a predicted model, not a curated record
CCUCGCCGCAGCCAACGCUCAGGCAAGGAAGCGAGGAAGCUGCCAACAGCAUGCCCGCCCGUGCCCCGGCUGCGCAAGGACAAGGCUGCCACCCAGGCUAGGAGGCCAUUCCAGCGGGCGAGGCAGACCUCGGGGCCGAGAAGCGCGCAGGUUUUGCUCAGCACCACGAUGCAGGAGGAGGGCAGGGCACUGGGGACCGACCUUGCGUGCCUUCCUCGCCUCCACCCUCGCUGCUGCUGUCCCGCCCGCUCCCUCCCGCGCUGCGACUCCGGAGCUCCCUGGGUGGGAGAGGUUCAGCGAUCCGCUCAUCCCUCCACCUCCAGGGCUGCGUUAACAGCUGUUCGUCACGCAGCAGCAGCGCGUUGCCUGAAACUGACCAGGGCUCCAGCGGCGAGUGACGGGGCUGCGGUCCCACGGCAGCGGCGCGCUGGGCUCCCAGGCUCAGCCGAUCCCAACGUGCACCGCUCUGCCCAGCUUCUUGCACUCCUUUCGCCGGACUUGCUCCCCUCCUGCCGGCCUGGAGACACUUUCGCCCCUGGAGGCAUCGCCUCCCCUCUCUGUCUCUCCCCCCGCCCGCUCCGCUCCCUUCCCCGUGCCUGACGGCGCGCACCGUCUCCGUAAAAGGCUGCCGCUGCUGCGCCCGCUCGCCACCAGGGUAUUAGCAGCACCGACUUGAUUGGGGGGGGGAAGGCUGUGCGGGAGCUGCUGCCUGUGCGCUCUCUGGCGCUGCUGCUGAGUGAACACUCCCCCGCCCCCCGCACGCACGCACGCACCCCGAAGACGGGGAAAGGGGGACCUCUCGGCAGCUUUGCGCGGGGGAAAGUGCACAGGAAGAGCGGCCAGGAAACAGCCCAGCCCUCCCCACCUGGGCACCGCCGCCGCCGCCGCGAUCUCUACUUAAGGACGACGCUGGGGAGCAGCACGAGGUCACGGAAGUAACUCCGGCGCGCCGUUUGCUGCGGAGCGAGUUGCAAGCCAGCCAGCCAGCCGCGUGGCAAGCUAGUGGCGGCGGGCUGCAGUGCCACUGCCGGGCUGUUACCAAGGACGCCAGAGUUCUCAGGUCAUCGGAGCCUUCUCGCUCCGGAUCCGGGCAGGGGCCAUUGCGAAGAGGAGGAUGGAGCUGUGACUUCCCCAGCCUCGCUUGGCUCCGUUCUCGCUUCCUCCUCUUCCCACGAGCACGCCAGCCCCUCUAGCUGCCGAGAUCAGCGCAGUUCGGAUCCUCAGCCGAGGAACGACACCAUGCCCGCGGUUGGGAGCCUCCUUCUGCGGGCUUUAAUGGGGUCUCUCCUCCUCAUCUGGACAGCUGUUAGCAUCAACCUAGUGGAUGCGGUCGGGUCGCAGCAGCAGCAGAUCCCCUUGUCUGUUGUCAAACUCUGGGCCUCUGCUUUUGGAGGGGAGAUCAGAUCCAUCGCGGCUAAAUACUCAGGUUCUCAGCUUCUACAGAAGAAAUAUAAGGAAUAUGAGAAGGAUGUAACCAUAGAAGAAAUUGAUGGCCUUCAACUUGUGAAGAAGCUAGCAAAGAAUAUGGAGGAGAUGUUUCAUAAAAAGUCUGAAGCUGUACGGCGUCUUGUUGAAGCUGCAGAAGAUGCUCACUUGAAACAUGAAUUUGAUGCUGAUUUACAGUAUGAAUAUUUCAAUGCUGUCCUUAUUAAUGAACGGGAUGACGAUGGAAACUUCUUAGAACUAGGAAAGGAAUUCAUCCUGGAACCAAAUGACCAUUUUAAUAACUUGCCUGUGAAUGUCACUCUGAGUGAUGUCCAAGUGCCAACCAACAUGUACAACAAAGAUCCUGCUAUUGUGAAUGGAGUCUAUUGGUCUGAAUCCUUAAACAAAGUGUUUGUUGACAACUUUGACCGUGAUCCUUCUCUUAUAUGGCAGUACUUUGGAAGUGCAAAGGGCUUUUUUAGGCAAUAUCCAGGAAUUAAAUGGGAGCCAGACGAAAAUGGAGUCAUUGCAUUUGAUUGCAGAAAUCGAAAAUGGUAUAUACAAGCAGCCACUUCUCCUAAAGAUGUUGUCAUUUUAGUGGAUGUGAGUGGCAGCAUGAAAGGACUCCGCCUGACUAUUGCAAAGCAGACUGUGUCAUCUAUUUUGGACACACUGGGAGAUGAUGACUUUUUUAACAUAAUUGCUUAUAAUGAAGAACUCCACUAUGUAGAACCAUGCCUGAAUGGAACUUUAGUUCAAGCAGACAGAGCCAACAAAGAGCACUUCAGAGAGCACCUUGACAAACUUUUUGCAAAAGGAAUUGGAAUGCUGGAUAUUGCUUUAAUCGAAGCUUUCAACAUGCUCAGUGAUUUCAAUCACACAGGGCAAGGAAGUAUUUGCAGUCAAGCCAUAAUGCUGGUUACUGAUGGUGCUGUGGACACUUACAGUGCAAUAUUUGAAAAGUAUAAUUGGCCAGAAAGGAAGGUUCGCAUUUUCACCUACCUGAUAGGAAGAGAAGCUGCCUUUGCUGAUAAUCUCAAAUGGAUUGCUUGUGCCAAUAAAGGGUUUUUCACUCAGAUCUCUACACUAGCAGAUGUGCAGGAAAAUGUCAUGGAAUAUCUCCAUGUGCUUAGUCGACCCAAAGUGAUUGAUCAAGAGCAUGAUGUGGUAUGGACUGAGGCCUAUGUUGACAGCACUCUUCCUCAGGCUCAAAAGCUUGCUGACGAUCAGGGAUUGGUUUUGAUGACCACAGUUGCCAUGCCAGUAUUUAGUAAGCAAAAUGAGACUAGAACGAAAGGCAUUCUUCUGGGAGUUGUAGGCACAGAUGUUCCAGUGAAAGAACUUUUAAAGGCGAUUCCAAAAUACAAGUUAGGUAUUCAUGGAUAUGCGUUUGCAAUCACCAACAACGGGUACAUUCUGACUCAUCCAGAACUCAGGCCUCUGUAUGAAGAAGGGAAAAAGCGAAGAAAACCCAACUAUAGCAGUGUUGACCUUUCCGAGGUUGAAUGGGAAGACCGGGAUGAUGUGCUUCGAAAUGCAAUGGUGAAUCGGAAAACAGGAAAAUUCUCCAUGGACGUGAAGAAAACAGUGGACAAAGGGAAGCGGGUGUUGGUGAUGAUAAAUGACUACUAUUACACAGACAUCAAGGGGACUCCUUUCAGUUUAGGUGUGGCUAUCUCUAAAGGACAUGGCAAAUAUUUCUUCAGAGGAAAUGUGACAAUAGAAGAAGGAUUGCAUGAUUUAGAACAGCCUGAUGUAUCUUUGGCAGAUGAAUGGUCAUAUUGCAACACAGACUUGCAUCCUGAGCACCGUCAGAUGACUCAGUUAAAGGCUAUUAAAAACUACCUCACAGGGAAAGAGCCAUUGCUUUAUUGUGAUAAAGAAUUGAUACAGGAAGUGUUGUUUGAUGCAGUGGUGAGUGCACCAAUAGAAGCAUAUUGGACCAGUCUUGCACUAAAUAAAUCAGAAAAUUCAGACAAGGGAGUAGAAGUUGCCUUUCUUGGAACACGUACAGGCCUUUCUCGUGUCAAUUUGUUUGUGGGCCCUGAACAACUAACUAAUCAAGACUUCUUGACAGCUGAAGACAAGGAGAAUAUUUUUAAUGCUGAUCAUUUCCCACUUUGGUACAGAAGGGCUGCUGAACAGAUCCCAGGAAGUUUUGUGUACUCAAUCCCAUUCAGUACAGAGACGGCAAACAAAAGCAAUGUGGUGACAGCAAGUACUGCCAUUCAACUUCUAGAUGACAGAAAAUCCCCCGUGGUAGCAGCUGUAGGUAUCCAGAUGAAACUUGAGUUUUUUCAGAGGAAAUUUUGGACUGCCAGUAGACAGUGCACUUCGCUUGAUGGUCGGUGUUCUAUAAGCUGCGAUGAUGAGAAUAUUAACUGCUACCUCAUUGAUAAUAAUGGAUUUAUAUUAGUUUCUGAAGACUAUACCCAGACUGGAAACUUCUUUGGUGAGGUUGAGGGUGCAGUGAUGAACAAGUUGCUAAUAAUGGGCUCCUUUAAAAGAAUUACUCUUUAUGACUACCAAGCCAUGUGUAGAACAAACAAAGAAAGUAGCGACAGUGCCCAUAACUUACUGGACCCCUACAAAGCCUUCUUUGCUGCAGUAAAAUGGAUAGUGACCGAACUUGUCUUGUUUCUGGUGGAAUUUAAUCUAUGCAAUUGGUGGCACUCAGAUCUAACAGCAAAGGCUCAGCGAUUGAAACAAACCCUAGAGCCUUGUGACACCGAAUAUCCAGCCUUUGUUUCUGAACGCACAAUCAAGGAGACCACAGGCAAUAUUGAUUGCGAUGAUUGUUUCAAGUCCUUUGUCAUCCAGCAAAUUCAAAACAGCAAUCUUUUCAUGGUGGUAGUAAGUAAUGAGUGUGAUUGUGAGUCCAUUUCACCAAUUACCAUGGAGCCAAUAGAAAUAAGGUAUAAUGAAUCCCUAAAAUGUGAACGCUUGAAAUCCCACAAGAUUAGAAGACGUCCAGAAUCUUGCCAUGGAUUCCAUCCUGAGGAGAAUGCUGGAGAAUGUGGUGGCGUUUUAGGCUUGAGUGCUAAGCCUACUCUUGUUGUGCUUCCUCUGUUUUUGGCCAUUUUUUCAAGGUGACAUUGACUGAUAAGUGAUCACUUGGCAUGCAAAAUACAUGGAUAAACUGUGAACUGCGAAAUGGUGCAACUUAGAAGACAUGAAAUAUAGUCAAAACAUCAGCAUUUCAUGAUUUUAAAACAGUGGGAUGAUAUAAACUCUCCAGAUUAUGUAAAAAAGAAAUCUUUUUUUCCCCUUUGCGCGUCAUGCAAAUCUGGAUUUGCCAUACAAUAAUCACAAUUCAUCAAGAACAGGACUUCAGUAGAUAGAAACAGAUGGUCAUUACUUUCUGCUUUGUCCCAUGGAAAAUGAUUUAAGAAACUGUGUACUUUUUAAAUAAAGUAUAUUAAAAUCACA